CCUUCAGCCGCUGCUACAAGCUGGUGGACAUGUCCACGAGCGCCGUGUUCGCCCUCAAGGUGGUGCCUCGUGCCGGGGGCGGGGCCGCGCGACUGCGCUCCCGCGGUAAGGUGGAGCGCGAGAUCGCGCUGCACAGCUGCUUGGAACACCGCAACAUCGUCGCGCUGCACGGACACUUUGCUGACCGGGAGCACGUGUACAUGGUGCUGGAGUACUGCAGCCGCCAGUCACUGGCCCACGUCCUGGAGGCGCGGCAGACUCUGACGGAGCCUGAGGUGCGCUAUUACCUGCGGGGCCUGGUCAGCGGCCUGCGCUACCUGCACCAGCGGCGGAUCGUGCACCGCGACCUGAAACCCAGUAACUUCUUCCUGAACAGGAACAUGGUGGUAAAGAUUGGAGACCUGGGGCUGGCUGCCAGGGUGGGGCCAGGGGGCCACUGCCACAAAGUGCUCUGUGGGACCCCAAACUUUCUGGCGCCAGAGGUCAUCUCCAGGAAUGGGCACUCCUGCCAGUCAGACAUCUGGGCUCUUGGCUGCAUCAUGUACACAGUGCUGACCGGUACCCCUCCCUUCGUGGUGGCUCCCCUGUCGGAGAUGUACCAGAACAUCCGAGACGGCCGCUACCCCGAGCCUGCCCACCUGUCACCCAACGCGCGCCGCCUCAUCGCCCGCCUGCUGGCGCCCAACCCGGCGGAGCGGCCCAGCCUGGACCUCCUGCUGCAGGAUGACUUCUUCACACAGGGUUUCACUCCAGACCGGCUGCCGGCCCGCUCUUGCUACAGCGCACCCAUCUUCACCAUGCCCCAGCCUCUGGGCAGGCUCUUCCGGAAGGUGGGCCGGCUGCUGCGGACCCAGGGCCGGCCGCCAUGCCCCUUCACUCCCAGCGAGGCGUCGGGUCCAGGAGAAGAGGCUUCAGAUCCUGACUCCAUGGAGCGCGGCCGUGAGGCCUCCCUGUUGGACAGAGGGGCUCCCCACCCCGAGGUCCCCGUCCACCUGCUCACCCAAGGGACCCUCAGGAGUGACCCGGCGGGGCCCCCGGGGGGCCAGAGGCAGGAGGUCGAGGUGGCCAUCAGAAACCUGCAGCUCUGCCUGGACGCUGGCCUCCCAGCCACACAGGACCCCCCGGGAGAGCAGCGGCCCAUCCUCUGGGCCCCCAAGUGGGUGGAUUACUCCAGCAAGUACGGCUUCGGCUAUCAGCUGUCAGAUGGGGGCAGCGGUGUCGCUUCGGGAUGGCACGCACAUGGCCCUGCGCCCCCCGGGGGAGAGGGGGCCCGGCCCAUGCCCACCCCGCCGGCGGCCCCCAGUCUCUGCCUGCUGCGUGUCCUGGCGUCCGCGCGGGCUUCGCUCCUGCUCUUCAGUGACGGGACGGUGCAGGUGAGCGCUCGGGGCGCCCUCACUCACCUGGUGCUGAGUGGCCAGGGUGAGGAGUUGCGGCUCACGGUCUGGGAACGCGGCCAGCCCAGCACCUCCUGCCCCCCGGGCACCCUGCAGAGUCCCGGCUGCUCCCCGGCUGCCCGGCUGCACCUUGUCCAUGCUCUCCACAUGCUGCAGAGCAUCUAGUGUCCCCUGCAAGGGGACCA
Molecule: messenger RNA, 1579 nt
Organism: Neomonachus schauinslandi (Hawaiian monk seal)
Lineage: Eukaryota; Metazoa; Chordata; Mammalia; Carnivora; Phocidae
Gene: PLK5
Product: polo like kinase 5 (inactive)
Biological process (GO): regulation of cytokinesis; mitotic cell cycle; protein phosphorylation
Cellular component (GO): nucleus; spindle pole; cytoplasm
Molecular function (GO): ATP binding; protein binding; protein serine/threonine kinase activity
Source: RefSeq, a predicted model, not a curated record